ACUCAACGACACUAGAAGUGGUUAAAGAAAGGAAUGCAAGUUUAUGAGAAGCUCAAAUUUAUUGUUCUUCAAAGACAAGUUGUCGCUGAUCUUUCCCACAUUUAUACCACAUUGUUAGAAGUAUUUCAUAGUGUCAAAAUCCGCUGUUUCCCCAAAUUCAUUUUUUUUAAUAUGGAAAAGAUGAUUGCGGGUACUCAGUUAGCUAUUUUGGAUCAUAACUUAAAUGUGGAUAGAGAACAGGAGACAUCUAAAAAAGCUGAAAAAGAGGGCAAUGUGAAACCAAUUUUUUGCAUUGCCUAUGGCAAACCAACAAAACGUUUUGUCGCCAAAAAGGAGAAAGUCGCAAAAGAUGAUAAUUACCUUGUUGACAUACUUAGUAAUAUAAUCACACGAGUUGAAGAAAAGAGAAAGAUAACCACGGAAAAGCGCAGCAAAUGUAGGCUCAGUUUGACUGUAGCACCAUCAGAGAGAGAAGACCGUGAAGUUAUCAUUGAACUAAGUAUAGCAGAUUAAAACUGUAGUGACUUUUUAUUUUUUAGCUUAUAUCAUUAUUUACAUACUAUUUUCAUAC
This is a messenger RNA of Hydractinia symbiolongicarpus, 571 nucleotides long. RefSeq lists its product as uncharacterized. The record is from RefSeq and is a predicted model, not a curated record. The transcript is spliced from 2 exons. The coding region runs from base 34 to 513 and encodes 159 amino acids. NCBI's taxonomy places the organism in Eukaryota, Metazoa, Cnidaria, Hydrozoa, Anthoathecata, Hydractiniidae.